Molecule: messenger RNA, 939 nt
Organism: Paramecium sonneborni
Lineage: Eukaryota; Ciliophora; Oligohymenophorea; Peniculida; Parameciidae
Source: the annotation of a GenBank genome assembly
AUGGGAGCUAUUUUUUAUUUUAUUGGGCAAAAAUUUAUCGGGCCUAUUUAAUAAUCUUAAAUUUUGAAAAAAAUUUUUAAGUUAAAACUAAUUAAAUUAAUAUAUAUCAUGAAUCGACAAUCAAUAAGAAUGUUUAAACCUUUAAGAGGAAGACCAAGAAAAAGUGCAUAGAAGGAUUACUUUUGUUAAAAUGAGGAAGAAUAUAUUGCUGAUGAUUCUUAAUGUGUCAAACUAAUUUUCUUAUUGGCUAAUCUAGCCAGCUAUAAAAUAAAAAUAAAAACAGGGCCUAAAUAAUUAAUUGAUAAAAAUGAGGAAAAAUAAAAAUGUGAGAUUCAAAAAGACAUAAAUUAGGCCUUUGAAGAUUUUUAAAUUUUUAAGAAAGAAUAUUUUUUUUUAUCAAAUUAAAAAAAGAAUUAUUAGUUUGAAAAUAAUAUUCUAGUAGAUAAAACAGUGUAUAAAUGUAUAAAGAAAAGUUAGUUUAACCCACAAUUACAUAAUUUAAUCGCUAAACUAAAUAUUGUUUUUAAAUUACUAGAUUCUGAAUUUAUUGAAGUUCUUGAAAAUAUAUUUUAAAUCUAUUCAACUUAAUUUGAUAUGGAAGCAGACUAAGUUUCUACAGUAGAUCAUAUUAUUUAAUAGAUAAGAAAUCCAAAUAAUUUUGAAAAAUUUUAAUAUUUAUUAUUAUGGGAAACUUUAAGAAACAUUUCUAAAGAAAUCCGAAUUGAUAGAAUUGAAGCAGAAUUAAAUAAAUAAAGAUUAAAAAUAAGCGAGAAAACUUCCAAAAAAGUUAUAUAAAAGCAAAAAUAAUUUAUUUAAAUCCAAGAAAAUUAAAUAAUGGAAGAAAAAUUUAUGGAUCCAAUCACAUAUUUAAUCACUAAAUUGGUUCAAAUCUUUGAUGACAUUGUCUUUAACAAUUAUAAUUCUGAAGAAAAUUACUGA